Bombyx mori (domestic silkworm) is the source of this 939-nucleotide messenger RNA. RefSeq lists its product as uncharacterized. Lineage: Eukaryota; Metazoa; Arthropoda; Insecta; Lepidoptera; Bombycidae. The record is from RefSeq and is a predicted model, not a curated record. The transcript has 3 exons. The coding region runs from base 95 to 925 and encodes 276 amino acids.
AGAACUUAAGCCGUGUGGUUUAUCCAUUGUUCAAACAUUUCAUGUCUCUGUUCAGUCUCGAUUCUAUAAGCACAAUUGCAUAAAUACGUAGAUCAUGUUUCAGGCUUAUUAUUGUUUGGAUCAAGUAACAACAUGCCUAGGAUUUCUAACCACACACAACGUCAGAGUAACAUGCAUAGUGAUUGUUAUAUUUUGGAUCCUGUACAAUUUUCUAUGGAGCUGUUUAUAUGUUCAAAUCUACAGUGAAGUUGUCACGAGUCUUUUUUUACUGGAAGUGUUCAGCUUGGGAUGUUUGGUCGCGUGCCUGACAAUUAUACUAUCCGCCAAGAUUCCUUUCAAACAUUUGCUAUUCAUUCACGUAGUUGUUACUGGAGUAUUGACAGCGUGCGUUAAACUUUUUGAUAAGAAUACAAGUAGACGGUUGUUACUUUCAAUUGCACUUGGAUCCGGAAUCACAGUUCAUGCUUUAAUUUUGAAUGUCACUCCGCGCUUAUUCGCCAUCAAUAUAAGAGCUACUAUCUUCGGUUGUUGUCAUGCGGCUGGUCAACUGGGAUCUAUAAUAAGUUAUACUAUUCUUCUUUUAACACCAACAAAUAACGUAACACAGAUAUGCACUGAGGUGUUGGUAACGAUUGUGCUCAUAGGACUGUGCUUUAUGGUUCUCGACGUGGAUAGACGAGAGCUACCAGAUGUCUUGGAAGACAUGGAUUACUUUUCAGAGUUAUCGAAGCCACUUCGUUGGGCCACACAAAAGACGAAUUCGCCUUCUCAAGAAGAAACAGAAAUUAGAGUCCAUUCUUUUGGAAGUGCAGCUCAAGUCACAUCGAUGAUCUUUGAGGAUCGCCAACCGGCAAAACCUAUUGGAUGUGCACGAAUUUGGAAAUUGUUUUCCGGGAUUAUACACCAUUUAAGGCGAUUACAUUAAAACCUCCAAAAACA